This is a messenger RNA of Acanthopagrus latus (yellowfin seabream), 2060 nucleotides long. Its product is annotated as cytohesin 1 interacting protein. The coding region runs from base 250 to 1332 and encodes 360 amino acids. The record is from RefSeq and is a predicted model, not a curated record. Gene Ontology annotation, molecular function: protein binding. NCBI's taxonomy places the organism in Eukaryota, Metazoa, Chordata, Actinopteri, Spariformes, Sparidae. The transcript has 9 exons.
ACAGACCAUAAAUCGAAUUGCUAAGACUGCAAAAAAGGGAAAGGGAUUGUUUGAAGGGGACUGAUGAGAAAAAAAAAAAGCUUCUUUCUUUUGCUUUUUCACAGCAGCAGACCGGCUCUUCUCAAGAAAGGGAAAAAACAAGCACAAGUCAGAGAGGUGAACAGGAACUUAGCACAGCGGGGCAGGGCCACACAAUCGCUGAAGAGCUGCUGCAGCAGGACAUGAUGGUGCUUUGAGGACCAGUCUACCAUGCAGUCCACCAUGAAUUCCAAUGGACUUCAGCGGCAGAGCAGUCAGGAGAAUUACAUUCUGGAUAAUACUCUGAGGAAGAAAUGCUCCCUGUGGUACAGGCGCUCACUGAAGGGGAACAAUGAUCGACACCGGCAGAACACAGGCUCUCUUCCCAGAGUGCGAAAGCCCAAACUAAGCCACUCCAACUCACUGGUGGAUUACUCUGACCCACAAAGGAUCACAAUUGCACUCGAAAAGCAAGACAAUGAAUCGUUUGGUUUUGAAAUUCAGACCUAUGGCCUGCAGCUGAAGGACAGCUCUGCAGUGGAGAUGUGCACGUUUGUGCGCAAGGUGCAGGAGGACAGCGCAGCUGAGAGCGCUGGCCUGACCGCAGGGGACAUCAUCAUCACUAUAAACGGUGUCAGUAUUGAAGGAUCAUCUCAUCAGCACAUACUUGAUCUGAUCAGAGAGUCAACCAACAGCUUGAAGAUGGAGACCGUGUGUGGGAAUGUAGUGAAGCAGAUAGAGCUGGAGAAGAAGAUGAAUCUCCUGAAGCAAUCACUCCGCGAGAAGCUGAUGGAGCUGCAGGCACUUACAGUACAGGAAAAACGCCUGAUGCGAGGGAACUUGAACAACAGCAGCCUCCACCUCUCAACGCACUCCUCAGUGAGCUCCCCCGCAGGCCGACGUGGCCGCCGCUUCUCCAGUGACAGCAGCUACAGGAGCGCGAUGACAGACGACAGCGACCAGGCCAGCGUGUUCGGGGAUCUGAGCUCUCCCAGCCCCUUCAGCGCAGCCAGCACCUCGGACGACGGCUGCUUCUUCUCCAAAGAUUUCCCCUCGCAGCUGCAGGACGGCUCCGGCAGGUUCUCGUCGAGCAGCAGCCAUCACCACCAAUCCCUCGGACGCUCCAGCAGCUCCAGCUUGGCCGGCAGCAGCAGCUCCCUCUCGCCUUCCUGGGAGGAAACGAGGAUCUCCUCCCUGUUCGGCACCCUGCCCCGCAAGAGCAGGAGAGCCGCCAGCGUCCGCAGGCACAUCUUCAAGUUGAUUCCUGGACUGCAGCGAUCAGUUGAGGAGGAGGAGAUGGGAGCAAACACCUAGUGACAUGUUCAAAUGCUGCUAGUUUUCUACUUGAUAGACAGGGUUGACAUGGUUUCUUCUACCCUGAACAAGAUGUAAAAAGACACAGACACUGUAAAGAAGUGUUUCAGCACACUUGAAGGAAGGGGUUAACCCCUUCACAAAGAAAUAAGUGUUUGCUUGUCAGGGGACACAGAGAUGAGAGACAUUGUGGCACUUGGCAUUUGUCAAUGUCAAAGUUUACCCUGGAGGGUCCUGAGCCCGACUCACGGCUUGGCACGAAAGCAUUAUGAUGUAAAUGUAGAACGUUCUCCCUUUGAACAAGUGUUCGAAUGAAUGUAUAUACAAGAUAUGAGUGUGAUCAGCAUUAAUCACAUCAGCUGUAUUCAUGUAGCACCCUAAAUUCUUUUUUUUUAAAGUGAGACUGUACUGCUGACCUAAAAAACACACGACAAGAACCAUUCACUUUUCACGCCAGACGAACAUUUAAAAUACCACUUCUGCUACGUUCAGGUGCUGAAACCAAAACCAGACCUCUGCUGUGAAUAGCUGGCUGCUGAGCUCAAAACAGGAUGUGGGUAUAAGAGGUACUACUGAACUGUUUUCACAUCUAAAAGCUAUUUUUCCGGCUGCACACAACUUGAAUGCUGAGAUGUCUCCUUGUGAAGUCUGAAUGUAGAGAAUGGUGCUUUGUUUUUAUGUGUAUGCUAAAGUCUUUUAAAAAAUAAAAAACAACAACAUAUAAAGUC